GUCGACAAUCACACGAUAUAUAUUGACAACGAUUUAUGUUCUGUCGAAUAGGCUUCACAGAUGUGAAACAGCCCACUUGUUACUAGGAUCUUUGACUAGGAAGUCUUAAACAUUCCACCAAUCCCAACCGUCAAAGUGGUGUACGUGCGAACCGAACGUUCGACAAGUUUAGCCAUCUUGCAGUAGGUUAAGGCGAACGGUGACAAGCUUCUAUCAUCGACGAGAAAAAAGUUUUUAUCGUUGCCUUCAAACACUUUUCAAAUGUCUUCGCCAAAGAAAAGGUCACGUCUUGACCCUCCAAUCAGUUUAGAAUCUGACAGUGAUGAUAACAACGUAAAUUAUACUAAUAAUGAUGAGGAUGAAGACGCGAAAAAUGAAGAGGACGAAGAAGAGGUAGAUGAUGAUGAAGAAGAUAAUGAGGAGGAGAUGGUGGCGGAGCAGGAAGAAGAACACGAUGGUGUUGAUGAUGAUCACACAGAUCCAAUUUUAGAGAAAAUGUCUAUUUAUAAAGUAAAUACCAGUCGAUUUACAGCUACAAUUAAUAAUACAAAUAAAUUGAAGACGUGGAUUAUAGACCAUUUAACACGAAGCAAGGAGCUUGAAUAUGAUGAACAUAUACAUAACCAAACAAAGAAAGAUUUUAAAAUGUUAUGGUUUAGACACGUUACAAAAGAACAAAACAACAAAAACUCAGUAAAAAUUUCAGAAGAACGUACAGGAUCAGAUAAAUACAAAAUUCCUGGCUACAGACAAUCUGGAAAUCUUUUAGCUUUUUACCGAAUCAAAGGUGACAAACCAGAAGUAUUUUUUGUGUGCGACGGAUCAACGUAUUCGUUUGUACUACAUUACACAGAUCUUGAAUUUCGAACGAAUAUGGCAAUACAUUACAUAGACGAAAAUAAAGUUUCGAAACUUGAGAAAUACUGUCUAACCGGGCCUGAUCUUACCACCAAAACUGUGUACAAAUGCAAACAAACCAUGCACAGCAUUUCGCUAGAACAAUAUAUUCCUAGCAUAACAUCCGUUAUCAGAGAGGAUACUAAACUGUGGAGAUUAUUAACAAAAUCAAGACAAAACAAACCGGAUAUUUCCAUGGAAAUAGGCCUCAACAAAGUGAGAAUCAACUUAAAGAUGACCGUUUCUACCAUAACCCAUGUGUUACAAACAAUCUCUGAUGAAAUGGAAGUUCCUCAUAUGUCUUUGCGACCGCUGGUGCAAUCCUUUAAGCACGUGCAACGGAUAUCUCUCAAAGAACAUGUUUAUCAGCUAAAUAAGAAGGUAUCAAAACAAUUAUUGAAGGUUAUGCGAAAGGGAUCCGUCCACGACAUGUAUAUAAGUCAUCGAUUCUUGGAUGAUUUUCACAAUUCAACAGAGUUUUCACUUAAAAUAAAGUCCGAAGAAAUUGCAAAAUGGAACUCCCCUCCAUCGAUGAAAAGUGUCAUAUUAAAGUUAAAGAAUAAAUAUAGAAAUAUUGACAAACCAAACUAUUCAAAAAUAAAACAAGCGUUAGCAAACGAGAAAAUAUGUUUGACUUUUGGAAGGUCCUCUGGAUCCGUUAGUGAGCCAAUUCAAAAUUUUGUGCAUGGGUGUAUUCCAGGCGACGAAGAAAACCAGAUGUUCUAUAAAGUGUGCCAAAAGUGGUUUAGAUGUGCAACGUCUUAUUUUGAAAAUAUUGAUAGAAAUUUUAAAAUGUUAGCUGAAAACAGCCUCUUUAAAGAAGAUGAAAAGUCUGUUGUAAGCGACAUUUUAAAAUACCCUUGGCGACGGCAAUCAUCUUUUGAUUUGGACAAACACAAACACAUACUUAAAUUGUCACACGACCAACUUGAAAAAUUGAUGAAACGAUUAUGUGUACGGACUAGGGUAACUGCACACAACAAAAUAUGGUUAACCACAGACAGCUUAUUGUUUCCGGCAGUAUCAGCACUUUACAAAGAUAUUAAUCAGGUCAUGAAGGCAAAGAAACAACGCAAACGGACCGAUUUAAACAGAGGAGACGAACCAAUAAGUAUACAUGAUUCGAUACGAGGUAUCCUAUGGUCAUAUAGAAAGACGAUUUCAGAGGCACCUGUUGAGCUUCGAAAAGUACUCCAAACAAAAAUACAAAUUUGUCGCCGCCUGAAAUGUAAACAGCGAUUCCAAGUCGUCAACCCAGUUUUGUCCUACAAGUUGCUUGCACAGAUUGAGAGCGAUUUUUCAACAGUCGAUGGAAAACAACUUUUAAAUUAUCUUAAAAGUAUGAUGCCACUGUCAGAAGGAGAUUUCAAUGAACUGUUUCUGUUCUGUGAGGAGGAAGGUUACAUCGUGCUGCCCGGGGACAGAGUAUUGUCGACGAACAAAAUUGAGUUAUUUGAUAUAUUGGUACACCAUGAAGAAACCAAGAAAACAUUUCUUAUUCACACUAAGGAUGAUUUAAAUGGAAGUGCUCGAACAUCGUGUGCUCAAAUCAGGAAUGCUGCGGAGGUAUUAUGGCACGACUUUGUGAGACAUCAAACACACCACCUGGAGUCGUGGUGGCAACAAGCUAUGGGCACUAAAAGCAAUGAUGUAUACCGAAUACUACUUAGAAGAAAGCUAAAGAAACUUGGGAAAGAAAAAUUCUUAAGCCUUUUUGCAAAAGAAAACAUUCUGGUGUUUGUUCUUGCUUUUAGGUCUGCCAACAAAAAGCCGUGCCUGUCAUUUGAUUUUCGACCACUUGUCAGCAAAGACUUCAGUCAUUUGGAGACAGAAAAGGGCGACAUUUGGGAUUCGUUAGUAAAGAAUGAUCUCGUCUCCGACUCAGGUUUCCUUUCCGACAAACUCAUUACAAUCAGCAAUAAGAAAAAAUUCAUUAAUGAAUGUGACCGACGUGACACGUUAAGCAAAUAUAAAAACACACAAAAACACAAAAUUUAUAAAAUUCUGAAAACCAAUGGUAAGAUUGGCCUGUCGACUAUCGCCAAAUUAGAGCUAUUAACACUUCAUGAAUCAUUUAACCGUUACCAAUUCGGUGAAAGGAAGAAUUUUGUGUUAAGGUUAUUAGAACUGCAGUCAAUUUAAAUAAAUUGUGGCUAAGAAGACUCUGGAUAUUAGAUUCAUUGUCGAAUGAAAGUCGUAAAACGAUUGACGCUUGUUGAAACGUGUAUUCUGUCUAAUUUAUGUAAUUAAGUUUCCAUAUAGCUAUUUGUACAGAUUUGAUUACAGCUUCCUAACACAUUAUUGAAUUGGUUUAAAAAACAUAUUUCAUUCGUUGAGACCUGUUGAUUAGUAAAAUAAAUCUUAACACGGUCAACACGUGCAAUACAACCAAUUUGAACACCAUAGUCGUAACAUAUUCCUUUUUUAUCGCAUCACUUGUAUGCGUACCUCUUUUAGGGCGAGAUUUAAUUCUUUUUGACAAUUUCGUACACUGUGAGACAAUCGCGAUUUUUUUUACCCGACUGACGAAAAUGACCCAUGCAUCUAACAGGAAGUUACGGAAUACCGAUAGCCCAUCGUGGUUACACAUUAAAAUCAAGAGGGCGACAAUGCGAUAGUACGAUGGUGACAGUGCGACAAUACGGUGGCGACAGUGCGAUAGUACGAUGGCGACAAUGCGAUGAUACGAUGAUGACAGUACGAUAACGCGAUAGUACGAUGGCGACAAUGCGUAAAUAUGAUAACGACAGUGCGACAAUACGAUGGCGAUAGUACGAUGGCGACAAUGCGAUAGUGCGAUAAUACGAUGACAACAGUGCGACAAUACGAUGGCGACAAUGCGAUAGUACGAUGGCGACAAUGCGAUAGUGCGAUAGUAAGAUGGCGACAAUGCGAUAAUACGAUGACGACAGUGCGACAAUACGAUGGCGACAGUGCGAUAGUGCGAUGUCGGCAAUGCGAUAAUACGAUGACGACAGUACGAUAACGCGAUGGUACGAUGGCGACAAUGCGAUGAUACGGUGGCGACAGUACGAUAUGACUAUCGCAUUGUCGCUAUCGUACUAUCGCACUGUCGCCAUCGUAUUGUCGCACUGUCGAAUUGUCGUCAUCGUAUUAUCGCGUUGUCGCAUUGUCUCCAUCGUACUAUCGCAUUGUCGCCAUCGUACUAUGGCAUUGUCGCCCUCUGGAUUUUAAUGUGUAAUCACGAUGGCCCUAACGGUAUUCCGUAGGAAGUUCAUAUCGAAUUACUUAAAUUAUGUAAAUAUAUACUUGUCUAUCGUUGUAAGCGUGUUAAAUGAUGUUUCACUUUUCUGUGUACACGUACAAAUAUCAUAGUAGAUAAUAAUGAGAACGUCGGAACACAUUUUUUAUCCACGAAUAUUUAAUGGUGUCGCUUAAUUAUACACUAAAACGAGUGUUUAUAAUGUUGUGUAUUGCUCCUUUAUAAGUGUAUUGCUAAUGCAUUUGCUUAUAAUAAUAACGUAUGAAUCUCAUUGAUGUUGUACUUGUGUCUAUUUAUUCUAAUCUAGAACGAGUCUUCAUACUAUUAUAUUUGUCCUGUAAAUAUGUAUUUCUACCAUACUUAUGGUGCUUUUAAUCAUAACUGAUGAUGUGUACCUUUUAUUUUUUCACAUUUCUAAUCAAGAACGAUUUUUAAGAGUGAUAUUUUUCGGUAGACGUGUGUUGCUAUUUUAUUUGCUUAACGUUUACAUAAUUAAUGUUGAUGUACGUACAUUUGUAUCACUUUAUUUUUUAUAGAUAGAAUGAGAGUUUAUGCUGUUAUAAGUAUUGUGUAGUUCCUACUAAUGACUAAUAACUAGUAUUGAUAACUAUACAUAACCUAAAUGUAUGUUCAUUUUAUUUUCUUAUUAUUAUUUACUGCAUUCUAAUUUAUUUUGUAGUUGCUAAUAAUGACUAAUAGACCCUUUCAGUUAUUGCCGGUUUUUAAUUAUCUCCCUUGUGUGACGUCAGGCGAUGAUAAUCGAGUGUAUCGAUUGUAAACGAGAACAGAAAUCUUGUUAGAAAAUGUUGUGUUUUUUUCAACGAUGUAAAUGGACUGAACAUAUGCACGAAAAGAUUUGUACUUACCUUAUUGUUAAUAAUGUAUUAUUUUCUAAUGAAAUUUUGAUAUUUGGUUUAUACUGCUGAUACAGCAGCGUUAUUGUUCAUCAGAGAACGUGAUCGGAAUACUAAAUACUGAAAAUCCCACGAAACAAAACAACUAAAUAAGCCGUAUUCUUUCUUAUAGUAAGACUUUUAUAAAUGAUGUUAAAAAAAUAACGAAACAUAUAUUUAUUUGAUCACAAUUAUAAGUGGUGUGGAUAUUGUUGUUGUUCAUCAGCGAUCGAACGUGUAAGAGAUGCAUUUAAUCAAUUGUAAAACAAAGCCCUAAAAAAGCGGAAUACAUAACAAUUGUUAAAUUUUAUCACUUUCUUUUCCAUUGAAUGGAUUUUCGUUUCGUUUACAUUGAAUGACAAUAUUAAUAAAUGUUAGCAUACAUACGGAACAGAACUCUGCAUAUUAUGCAAAUUGACCUGUUUUUGCAUGUAUAUUGUAAUCUCUUUACUAAUGAUAAGGAGUGAUACAAAUCUAGCAUUUAAUGAUCAAUAAAUCUAUAUAUUUCAUUUAUUUAACGCAAGUAUUGUUUACUCUAUUGUGAUUGGCUUGUUUUCAUUAUGGUGUUUCGUACACUGAAAUAACGUACUUAUUAAACACUGUAUUACCGGUAUUAUGAUUAAACUGGCUAAUAUAUAUACACUUGUUCCUGUAAAUCCAUUUCCGAUAUUGUCUUCAUUCUUUUUAAUGUUAAAAUGUUUUAUUGAAGCAAAUGUUCAGUAUUUUGGCUUUAAAAUUUGGCUAAAAUGACUGCUUAAUAUGCCAAGGGGGGAUGACAUGGUGUUUAAUUACCAGACAUUAGGCUGCAACAUGUGGUUUAUGCAGGGACCCAAGUAUAGGUCCCUGGGUUUAUGACACCUUGUUUUCUUUGUAAUUGUCUGGGCAGUAUCCAAUCAUAACGAGAUAAUCGGGUUGUGAUGAACAUAGGUGCAAUAAAACACCGGGAUAAAAAUGCUGCAACAAAAUUAAAGAGUGUCAACAUUGGUGUGAACAAUUAAAUCAAACAAUUACUUUAUUCAAGAGAAUUUAUUGUAUGUCUAACAAGGUACGUUUUUUCAGACAAAUAAAGUUUCAAAUCAGGUACAAUAUGUUGCGUACAUAAAAUCGAUCUAUUUAA
Dreissena polymorpha is the source of this 6130-nucleotide messenger RNA. RefSeq lists its product as uncharacterized. The coding region runs from base 262 to 3039 and encodes 925 amino acids. The record is from RefSeq and is a predicted model, not a curated record. The transcript is spliced from 3 exons. NCBI's taxonomy places the organism in Eukaryota, Metazoa, Mollusca, Bivalvia, Myida, Dreissenidae.